Messenger RNA from Caenorhabditis bovis, 1080 nucleotides. The record is from the annotation of a GenBank genome assembly. Lineage: Eukaryota; Metazoa; Nematoda; Chromadorea; Rhabditida; Rhabditidae.
AUGACAACCGAAGGAGAAGUCCGAAAAGGUUGGGAAACUUUUGAUCAAAUUUCUCUGAGCAGAUUGAGCGUUGCCGACGAAGAAGGGCAACCACCAAAAUCAGCCGAAGAAAAGGAAGUUGUUGAUAUCAAAGAUGUAAAACCAGUUGUUGACCAAAACUCAAUUAAGGAUACUCCUAGCGGUUCAGCGGCAAUUUUGGACCCAGUUAGUCUCAACAAAGAGCAUAAUAAACCAAAGCCUGCACAACCAAGCAUUAUUUCGGCUCCUCAUAAUGUAAAUGGGAAAGUAUUGGCAACUGUGUAUCCAGAUAAUUUGACUUGUGAUUGGGUCACACCACCACAUUAUGAUCCCUAUAGCAUGCCAUCGAUUUUGGCAAUCGACGUCCCAGCGCUGCCGGGAGAGGAUUACAUUAAUGUGGUGAAAAAAAUAAUCAGUGAUCCGCGAUUCAAAAUGUUUUCUACUGCGUACUCUCGCAUUAUUGCGCUUUGGAUGGUAUUAUGGAUUUUUGCUCUCGCGAUGACUCUAUUGUACCAAACACAAGGCGGCUGGCCUGUAAUGAUUUGGUGUUUAAUAUGGGGUGUCAUUUUGUUCAUUGGCAUUUAUGUAUGUGCCAUUGUUCGCAAGAGAAUUCGUGUCGGAUUGAAUGAAGCUGUGGCAGAGGCCAAUGCAAUGAUUGUGAAUCGUCAUUUUCUCAUUGGAAUCGAAGACCGUGGACAAUUGAGUUGUCAUAAAACUGUGAUUCAUUUCCUUCGUUUCAAUGUUGCUGAAUGCACUGCGGAGAUAAUUAAGCAGUUGAAAAUUAAAAAAACCGGUGGUUGCGUGUUCGGAACAAAUGUUGCCCUGGAGGCGGAACUUUCUGGAGAAGAAAUUGAGAAAGAAGCCGCUCAAUUGAUCCUUGAUUACAGUCAGGAAUACGUCAAAAGCGUUGUUAAGAAACGACUUCAUUUCCCGUCGCGACCGAUUCAUGGUGUUUCGAACUAUAUGCCCAAGCAUUGCCGACAACAUUUGUGCUUUUGCCAGUUUAUUGAUGAUAAGAAGUUUAAUGCAAAGCCGAAAAAGUGGUACGAGCGAUAUGUUUAA